This is a messenger RNA of Culicoides brevitarsis, 246 nucleotides long. RefSeq names its product keratin, type II cytoskeletal 68 kDa, component IB-like. The record is from RefSeq and is a predicted model, not a curated record. Bases 1 to 246 code for a protein of 81 amino acids. Lineage: Eukaryota; Metazoa; Arthropoda; Insecta; Diptera; Ceratopogonidae. The transcript has 2 exons.
AUGAAGGUCAUUACCGUCGCUUUUGUAUUUGCUCUCUUGCUGAGCGUGACAUUUGCUAAACCUUUUCUCCUUGGCGGAGGUCUCGGAGGCUUCGGAGGAGGAUAUAGCGGAUCAAAUGCAUUUUCGAAUGCAAAUUCCUUCAGCGGCGGAUUCGGAGGCGGAGGUUUUCCCGGAUUUGGAGGAGGAUUCAGCGCUUCAAACGCAAAUGCCUUUGCCAGUUCAAACUCUUUCGGCUUUGGGCGUUAA